UACAGUGUAAAAAAAGUCCGCGCAGAUUUGCCAACUUGGUGACUUGGUCGCUAGAUUAAGAAACUUUUUAGACCCCUUUAGCGACUUUAUCAAAAAAGCGACUAGGACAAAUCUAGCGAUCUUUUCUGGCGUGGUUGGAGACUUUUGGAAACUGCGGUGAAAGGAUGCAUCGCCCCAUCCAAGGCACUCACACGCAGCCCGGUUCUCGCGCUGCAGUCCAUCUAUUCCGAGUCGCACAAACCCGCAACAACAGAGCGAUGGGAAGUACAACGAGCUCAAAACAAAGAGAAGAAACUGCUGUACUGCAGCUCUGAACAUCUUUCUUACUCAUACUGUAGCAGUCACAAUGUUUGCUGUAUCUUUGAGUGGCAUUGUUUUGCUCUUUCUGCUUCAUCACACAACACUGGACACUGCGAAUGGGCAAAACAUUGACAGUAAUACUCUUACGCGGAUUUUUACCUUCUUUGAGCAGAACUAUAAGAUAGUUGAAGAAGGAAUUGAACGUCAGUAUGCUGUAGCCAUCAAUGUACUAAAGGAGCAGUGUCAAGCUGGAUUCACGCCUACAAAGGACAACUUCCUAACUAAAGAGAUUGCAGAAAAAGUGAAAAGCGACAUUUGUAAGAAAGAAGACCCAGUUUAUGCAGGUUCAGAGCUGAUAGGAGCAGGUGUCAAGGAUAUGGGUCGCUACAGUAUACACUCUGAGCGUCUGCUGCUUAACCCUACUGAAGGAAGACUCACGCCACCCAUGCAAGACCUCCUGAAUAAAAGAAAAGAUGACAGCUGCACUGUUUUCUACACGCUUAACUCUCCAUGUGCUAGUAUCUGCCUUAAUGAGACAAUCCCAUAUAACGUCCUUCAAGGCCUUGAAACCUGGAGUGCACAUCCUAGCAUUAAAGCGCUUGUCUUUAAACAAAUCUGGAAAUUUGAUGAACCAAGAAAAGAAAUUUUUGAAGCAGCACUGAAGAAGAUUGUAAACAGGAAUGUUGCUGUCUAUCGUUGUAUCAGUGAGAAUGAGAAUGUGUGUUAUGCAUGUGGAGGAAAAGAUAAUUCUCCCAUUGAUAAACAUUGUCUUCCUAACUAAAAGUGAAGUUUCCCAAAUAUACUGUAAGACCCUGGACCACUAAACCAGUCAUAAGGGUCAAUUUAACCCUUUAUUUUUCUGAUUAAAAAGGCUUUGCAUUGAUGUAUGGUUUGUUAGGAUAGGACAGUAUUACUUUUUGAAAAUCUGGAAUUCUGAGGGUGCAAAAUAUCACUUUAUAUCCUAAUGAUUUUUGGCAUAAAAGAAAAAUGUAUAAUUUUGAACCAUACAAUGUAUUUUUGGCUAUUUCUACAAAUAUACUCAUGCGACUUUGCUUAUAGACGAGUAUACAAAAU
Molecule: messenger RNA, 1374 nt
Organism: Paramisgurnus dabryanus
Lineage: Eukaryota; Metazoa; Chordata; Actinopteri; Cypriniformes; Cobitidae
Source: RefSeq, a predicted model, not a curated record